UGCAGUUUUAUUGAGAAACCAGUAAGUUGAUUUCCUUUAUUUUUAAUUUUCAUAAUUGCAGAUGGGCAAACUACAACGUACUGAGCGAUGUCCACCCAGACAACGUUAGGGAGGCAGAACUCAAAAGGAUAGUGUCCAGUCAGCUAAGGAGAGACUUGUGGCCAUCUUCAUCCCCCUUCUGUUUGCAAGCGGGUGACGUCUGCCAUGUCCUUGAUGUGGAUAGGACAAGGGGAGAGACGGUCACUGUGGUGAUGAACGACCCAUUCAAAGGAAUGCUUACAACGGCAGAGCAUACAGGAAGACAAUACCGGUAUGAACACCUUGCAGGAGUGUUAAGUUGUAAAAGGGCAAGGACAGACCAGACACAGGAAGAUCGAACGACAAAGCGAGCCAAAGCGGUGAGGAAAGAAGCUCCCCCACCCGGAAAGAAAGUGCAACAGUCAUCUGCUGAGAAAACAGCUAGUCAAGUAAGAAAGGCAAGUGCACCACAUGCAACCAUCCAACGGCAAACAGCGAUCAGCCAGCGUGCACCACAGGCCAGGCCACAAAAACAGCAGAAGAUAGCAGUUGUAAAAAAGAAGGCUACAAUGCUGGCAACAUGAACAUUUCCGAGUCAUACCCAGCAGCCCCCCGUCUGUCUUCCGUAAAACGUUCAAGAUAUCAAUGACUAUUUGCAACAAGCACAACAGCAGAUCACACACCUACAGGAGAAGUGUCUCAAUGGUACCAGGCCAGCACCUCCAGCUCUCC
This is a messenger RNA of Lytechinus variegatus (green sea urchin), 750 nucleotides long. RefSeq lists its product as uncharacterized. The transcript is spliced from 5 exons. The record is from RefSeq and is a predicted model, not a curated record. NCBI's taxonomy places the organism in Eukaryota, Metazoa, Echinodermata, Echinoidea, Temnopleuroida, Toxopneustidae. The coding region runs from base 252 to 602 and encodes 116 amino acids.